Conger conger (European conger) is the source of this 5400-nucleotide messenger RNA. RefSeq names its product SEC24 homolog D, COPII coat complex component (gene sec24d). Gene Ontology annotation, molecular function: zinc ion binding; SNARE binding. Gene Ontology annotation, biological process: endoplasmic reticulum to Golgi vesicle-mediated transport; intracellular protein transport; COPII-coated vesicle cargo loading. Gene Ontology annotation, cellular component: endoplasmic reticulum exit site; COPII vesicle coat. The transcript has 23 exons. The record is from RefSeq and is a predicted model, not a curated record. Lineage: Eukaryota; Metazoa; Chordata; Actinopteri; Anguilliformes; Congridae. The coding region runs from base 187 to 3240 and encodes 1017 amino acids.
GAAGUGAAAGGUAGACGUAGUUAACCGGUCCGCUAGUGCUGGAGUUUGACGUGGCACUUCGCAGUGAUGCGCAUUUAGAGCAAGUGAGAUUCACAUAGAAACGCUUUCAGACGAUUCUUCCAGCCACACAGGUUGUUUGAACCCCAUCCAGACUGGAAUGAGAAGAUCCGACCAAGAGAAGGCAGAAUGAGUCAUCAGGGUUAUGUUGCCACACCUCCGUAUUCCCAGGCCCAGCCCGGGAUGGGGGGGUACCCCGCCGGCAUUGGGGGGGUCCCCCUGCAGCCUCAUUAUGGGCACUACGGGGCCCCGUCCCAAUCCUUCCCACCCCCACCCCCCGGUGCACUGAAGUCACCUGUGUCUGCCCCCUCUCCUGCCCCACCAGGGCCCGGUCAGUUUACGCCAAGCAGCCAGCCAAACGGCUACUCCCAGAGGUUCCCCCCUCCAGCGGUCUCCGGUCCCCCGGGGCCCCCCCUGUCUCCUUACCACAGCCCCGCUUCUCCAGCCCAGCUGCUCGGCAAUCAAAUGAGUGCCAUGCAAAUCAGCGGAUACGGCCCCGGUCCAGGGCCCGGCCCCCAGUCCCCCCUCAGCUCUGGCCCCCCUCCCCCCUUCUCAUCACCCCCCCCAGCAAUGGGCCCUGCUCCCCACAGCCCCACCUCCCCUCAGCUAGCCUCCCCUCCAUUGGCCGGCAGCAUGGGCGCCAUGACUGCGGCUCCACCAAUGGGGAUGGCUGCCGGGGGCUUCUCGGGCCCGCCCCCUCCCGGCAGCGCUGGGUUCCCACAGGCCCCUGGGACAGCUGGACCUCCUGGGUUUCCACAGCAACCAGGCCCGUACGGGGGACCGAUGGCCGGCCCCCAGCCUGGGUUCCCCGGGGCGUUCCCCAGCGGAGCUGCUCAGAUGGCCGGACCACCGCAGAAGAAGCUGGACCCCGACUCUAUCCCCAGUACCACGCAGGUGAUUGAGGAUGACCAGGCCAGGAGGGGGGGGCAGGUCUACACCACUAACCUCAGGGGGCAGGUGCCCCCCCUCGUCACCACCGACUUUGUGGUUCAGGACCAAGGCAACGCCAGCCCACGGUUCAUACGGUGCACGACCAACUCGUUCCCCUGCACAUCCGACCUGGCCAAACAGUGCCAGGUGCCCCUGGCGGCCAUUAUCAGUCCCUUCGCCCCGAUUCCCAAAAACGAGGCUCCCUUGUACGUGGUGAACCAUGGGGAGGCGGGGCCUCUCCGCUGUAACCGAUGCAAGGCUUACAUGUGUCCCUACAUGCAGUUCAUCGACGGGGGGCGGCGCUACCAGUGCGGCUUCUGCAACUGCGUCAACGAAGUUCCGCCGUUUUACUUCCAGCACCUGGACCACAUGGGGCGGCGGGUGGACCUGUACGAGAGGCCGGAGCUGUCGCUAGGGUCCUACGAGUUCAGCGCCACGCUGGAUUACUGCAGGAACAAUAAACCGCCCAAUCCGCCGGCCUUUAUCUUCAUGAUUGACGUGUCCUACGCCAACAUCAAGAGCGGGCUCGUUAAGCUGCUGUGUGAGGAACUAAAAACCCUGCUGGACCAUCUGCCCAGCGAGGAGGGGGCGGAGAGCUCUGCGGUCAGGGUGGGCUUCGUCACCUACAACAAGAUCCUGCACUUCUACAACGUGAAGAGCGGCCUGGCCCAGCCGCAGAUGAUGGUGGUGUCCGACGUGGCCGAGAUGUUCCUGCCUCUGCUGGACGGCUUCCUGGUCAACUUCCAGGAUUCCCGGUCCGUCAUCCACAAUCUGCUGGACCAGAUCCCGGACCUGUUCGGCGAAACCAACGAGAGCGAGACGGUGUUCGGCCCGGUCAUUCAGGCCGGCGUGGAGGCGCUGAAGGCUGCAGAGUGCAGUGGAAAGCUCUUCAUCUUCCACUCCUCCCUCCCCACCGCCGAGGCUCCUGGGAAACUCAAGAACCGCGACGACAAGAAGCUGGUUAACACCGACAAGGAAAAGACUCUGUUUCAGCCCCAGCGCCUGUACGAGCAGCUGGCCAAGGACUGCACGGCGAGUGGCUGCAGUGUGGACCUGUUCCUGUUCCCCAGCCAGUACCUGGACGUGGCCUCCAUGGGCCACGUGCCCCUGCACACCGGGGGCUCCGUCUACAAAUACAACAACUUUCGGAUCGAGGCAGACAGAGACCUCUUCCUGAGCGACCUGAGGAAAGACGUGGAGAAGCCAAUCGGAUUCGACGGCAUCAUGCGAGUCCGAACCAGCACAGGAUUCAGAGCCACAGACUUCUUCGGGGCCGUCUACAUGAACAACACCACGGAUGUGGAAAUGGCCGCUGUGGACUCCCACAAAGCCGUGACGGUGGAGUUCAAGCACGACGACGCCCUGAGCGAAGACACGGGCGCCCUCAUACAGUGUGCCUUGCUCUACACCACCGUCAGCGGGCAGCGGCGUCUACGCAUACACAACCUCUCGCUGAACUGCAGCGCCCAGCUGGCCGAGCUCUACAAGAGCUGCGAGACCGACGCCCUCGUCAACUUCUUCGCCAAAUCAGCGUACCGCGCCAUGCUGAACCAGCCCCUGAAGACGGUGCGGGACGUCCUGGUGAAGCAGACGGCCCACAUGCUGGCCUGCUACAAGAAGAACUGUGCCAGCCCGUCUGCCGUCAGCCAGCUGAUCCUGCCCGACGCGAUGAAGGUGUUCCCGGUGUACGUGAACAGCCUGAUGAAGAACGCCGCCCUGGUGGGCAGCGUGGAGCUCUCCACCGACGAGAGGGCCUUCCACAGGCUGCAGGUCAUGGGCAUGGGGGUGGAGGAGACCCAGGGCCUGUUCUACCCCCGCCUCGUCCCGCUGCACACCAUGGACGUGGCGGAGGAGGGCGUCCCGGCCCCGGUGCGCUGCUCUGAGGAGCGUCUCUCUGACGGGGGGCUCUUCCUGCUGGAGAACGGGCGGCAGCUCUUCCUGUGGCUGGGCCAGGCCUGCCCCCCCGACCUCGUCCAGAACGUCUUCAACGUCCCGUCCGUCGCCCACGUCGGCAGCGAGGGGCAGUCAGUACCGAAGCUGGACAACCCCCACUCCAAGAAGCUGUGGUCCAUCAUCGACCUCAUCAGCACCCAGAGACUCCACUCCAUGAAGGUCCUGGUGGUGAAGCAGAAGGACCGGACGGAGAUGCCGUUCCGGCAGCUCCUGGUGGAGGAUAAGGGCGUUCACGGCGGGGCGUCCUACAUGGACUUCCUGUGCUACGUCCACCGAGAAGUCCGACAGCUGCUCACCUAACGGCCCCCGUCGCCGUGGGGACCCUGAACAGCCUGUUGCCAUGGGGACCCCGAACCCUUCGUCGCCAUGGGCACCCCGAACCGCCCGUCGCCAUGGGGAUCCUGAACCGUCUGGCACCCCCUUCUGGACAACUUCUGUGUGGCUCCAUUUGGUGCCCAGUGCCAAAAGACCUCAUCCUUUUUCUACUUGCCUCUAUAUCAGACCUGGAUCAAAUACGUCAUUGUCUUGGAUUAAAAUACGCCGUGCCCGAUUGAUCUUGCCUGCAUCAUUCCUGAGAGUAUUUCAUAGGUUACAAUACACCAGACAAACUCAAUAAAGUGUGUCCGAGACCAAAACAAUUACGUAUUUGACCCAGGUCUGUUCUAUACACAGUACCUGUCGUACUGUGAUAUAUUUUAAUGACUUCACGCUUAACACUAUUUUCAUGAAAUUGCAUUUUUGGGUCAUUUCAUCCCAUUUCUGCUGCAGUGCUUUUGACCUGCACAACACCUGCACAUUGGCCUUUCAAGCACCUGUUCAAAAGCCAGUCGACAGGUGCUAGAUUUAUGCAAAGCUCCCUUUGUUAAGAACAGCGUGCGGAGCACUGGAACACGGGACUGAGUGGAACACGGAACAGAGACCGCUUCCGUAUUCCAUGGACCGCUGCAUCAGGUGCAUUGGCACAGCCAAUCACACACUAGUAGUGUUACUCAUGCCAUAAGCCCAUCUGCACCGUGGUGGGAAUUCUGUGGCCCUUUUGAUGAAUAGUGAAUGGGAUUUCUGUGAGGCUAAUUCUUUAUAUGUCUUUUGGGACUAUUUCUUUUACAUUUGAUAAAAAAAAGCUAACAGAUAAAUACAAAUCAUAGAUUAUAUCAGAGAUCACACAUUGGCAUUAGUAGGUUAUUAAUAUAAUAAUAAGGAUAUUCAGCAUCAUUCUUAAUUUGUCAUGGGAGUUUUUUCUUGGCUUACUCGUCAGGGUCUGGGCCGAGAAUGUCUGUCAAGGGUUUUGACACAUCGGUGAAAAGCGAUAUGAAAUAUAACAGAAUUAUCUGCAGAAAUACAGGAGAGAAAGUCAAGCAUUUCACUUUUUCCCUCAAAGUUGCUUUUUUAGUUCUAGUAGAAUCUGUAUCUGCCAUCUGAAUUAUUUUAUAUGCUUUUUUAUUGUAUUUUCCGUCAUUAUUUAGGUACUGUUUCGGAGACCAGGGCCAGUGGCAAUGUAGACAUUCAUAUUUUGUGGAAUUUUUUAUGGCAUUGAAAACAUGUAAACAUUGUCUGACUAAACUUCUGAAAAAAAAAAAAAAAAUGAAAACAAAAAAUCUCAUUCAUAUAAUUCACUCCAUAGUUAGAUACAAAUUGGAUUUAUUCUUACCAUUCAAAUACUAAAUCCUAAAAAAUAUAGGAUUUGUUCUCUGGGACCAAAAUUCAUCAGGAUGGUUAAAAUGUUCACAUUGUGAUACUAAAAGGGACUUUUUUAAAGGGGUUAAUUAAAUACAUUGUGUAUUGUGUACACGUAGUAUGUUUAACCAGACAUGUGCUUGGUCCGACUGAAGAAUUUUGGCCUGUCAGUUUUUGUUUUUUAUGGAUUUGUACGCAGCGAACCGAUUUUCAGUGACGCUGUACCUUCCUGUGUUUGUGGAAAUGUUGGAAAGCAGAACAAGCAGGGUGUGUGUCACUGUCUAGUGUGCUUUUACUCAUUAUGUGUUACUGCCAUCUGCCUUAAUAACUGUCCAUAUGGUAAAACUUAUAUACUUAUAUAAUUAUAUACUAUAAUACAAUAUUAAGUUUAAAAAAAAAAAAAUGUUACUUUGUAGUUUAUGCAAAUACAGCUCAGGAAGCAUUUGUCUUUACAGUUGUAGGAAAUGAUCAUCGCUAGUAAUGGGGGAGAGAGGCGGAGGGUAGAGCGACAAUAAGCCAUCGGUGCCACACUGAUCUCAACCAAUCAUUGUGCUCAUCUGUAUAGAGCAGUGGCUCAAACAAGGCCGCAGUUGACCGCUCACUGCAGCUUCACUCAUAGGGUUCAGGAAACCUCAGUCUUUCAUCACUAGUUGGAGCCAUCUUGGCUCUGAAUAAGAACUGCGUGUGUUUGAGUUAAAGGAGAGGUGUGGGAGAUUUGUGUCAUGCUCAUGUCAAUCCAAAGUGUUUAUAAGUCUCAUUUUUAUUAAACUCCUGUCUGGCCUGUAA